Polistes dominula (European paper wasp) is the source of this 2304-nucleotide messenger RNA. RefSeq names its product G protein-coupled receptor Mth2. Gene Ontology annotation, biological process: cell surface receptor signaling pathway; G protein-coupled receptor signaling pathway. NCBI's taxonomy places the organism in Eukaryota, Metazoa, Arthropoda, Insecta, Hymenoptera, Vespidae. Gene Ontology annotation, molecular function: G protein-coupled peptide receptor activity. Gene Ontology annotation, cellular component: plasma membrane. The record is from RefSeq and is a predicted model, not a curated record.
UCGAUGUUUUGUAAAAAGUCUUGAAAUAAUACAAAACAUGUUGCUUUUAUAUACUCCCAUUGAUAAGUAUGACGCAUUUUGUGGUUUAAGAGACGUCGGAGAUUAAAGUAUAACUCAAAUCGAUUUAGUUUUUAUAUGUCCUAACAAGAAACCAGUCGACGAGUGGUAAACGUUCGUGAAUGAUGGGUGUUCGUCAAAUUAACAAAACAAACAGCAUCAUUGUCUGCUGUUAUAUUUUUUUGUUAACAAUCGGAAUAUCGUAUUCAUCAAACUUAUCAUUGUCAUCUCAAACGUUUCAAAGUCAAUCGUCAUCAAAUCAUCGUUUGCCAUUAUUAUCCUUAUGUUGCAAAUGGAACUAUAGUUUGAUAAAUAAAACAUGUGUAUUAAUAAACGAGUCUCCCAAAUUUCCACCCGUUUACGAUGCAAAUAGUUUCAAAUUAAUCGAUUUAAAAGUAGAUCAUAAUAAUUUUCAUUUUAUAUUUGAUAAUCCUUGCGAAGUUGAUAAAAGAUGUCUCGUUGAAGAACAAUUUAAAAUGUUGAACAAUGGUUCGAUUUAUAUUGAAAAUCAACCGAUAAUUAAUCAAGAUCAAUAUUGUCUCGUUAAUUUAAACAAUAGUGUAUACGAUGUGAUACAAUGCUGUGAAUUUUCUGAUGACGUUGAAAUUGAAAAGGAUAAUUUAAAACUUAAUACUGUUCUUAUUAUUGGAUUAAUAAUAUCAUUACCGUGUUAUUUAAUAACAUUUAGUAUUUAUUCAAUAAUACCGGAAUUAAAUAAUUUGCACGGUUGUACUUUACGUUCUUACGUUUGUUCACUUUUCUUUUCUUAUUUAUUUCUUGUGAUAAUACAGAUAUCUGACAAAGACAUUAACCAAACUGCGUGUUACAUUUUUGCUUUCUGCAUGUAUUUCUUCUUUCUGGCAAGUUUUUACUGGUUGAAUGUCAUGUGUUUUGACAUUUGGUGGACAUUUGGUGGUUUCCGAGCAUUAAGGGGUAGUAUGAAACAAAGGGAUCGAAAAAAAUUUAUAAUAUAUUCUAUGUAUGCAUGGGGAAUUGCAUCAUUUUUCACAAGCAUAUGUUUAAUUAUGGAUUAUGCUCCUAACAUACCAGAAAGUACAAUUCGACCUCAACUUGGAGAGAGUAGAUGUUGGUUUACGACUAAUAGUGCGACAAAUAUUUAUUUUACUUUUCCUAUGACAAUAUCAAUUGUCUGCAAUUUAUGUCUAUUUAUCUCAACCGCUUUAAAAAUUCGACAACACACUAAAGAUACGGCCCAUCAUUUAAGAGGUAGCGAAAGUAGACGCCAUGACGAUAAUAAACAAUGGUUCAAUCUGUAUAUGAAGUUAUUCAUCGUGAUGGGUAUCACCUGGACAACGGAAAUCAUAUCCACGUUAUGGGAAGGAUCAGGUGAUUAUAUUUGGUAUAUAUCAGAUGUUAUUAAUACUUUACAGGGUUUGAUCAUUUUCAUAACGCUUGUUUGCAAAGAAAAAAUUAAGCGUUUAUUACUUAAAAGAUUUGGAUGUAGUGAAAGUAAUGUUUUUUCAAGAAGCCUUACUCGUAGUGUUUAUAAUAGUUCAGCGUCUCGUACUACUUGUACAACAACUACGGGUUUACCCCUUCAAGAAAAAAUUGAUGCAAAUAUUCGACGAGAAGCAUUUCGUUUGAGUAAAGAAAGUGCUGAAGAUAGCGAUUGUCCUUAAUUAAUUCAUACACAAUGAUGAACAUAAUACGUUCGUUAAUAAGAACGUAUGAUUAUACAGAUGAUUCAUCCAUCUAUUCUGCAAGAAAAAAAAAAAUGACCUCAAACAUGUGCUUUCAAAUUUUUAAAUUGAAAAAGAAGUUAUACUUUCCUUUUCUUUUUUUUUUUUUUUUUUUUUUUUUAAAUCAUACAACACAUUAUUCACACGGACUUAUUAUCUUUUAAUUCUAUUAUUUAUUUUGUUCAUAAUACCAUUAAUUUAUUAUAAAUAACUGAUAUAUCCUGAGAUUAUAAUGAAGGAUAUAUGACUUGCGAAGAUAUUAACUUCUAUAUUAAAAAAAGAAGUGAAUAAUAUUAUUAGAAUAUACGUUUCAAACAAACAACAACUUUUUAAAUAUUAAAUAAUAAACAAGUUAUGCAAGAGAUAUAAUGAUUGAUGUAUUAUCGCUUUUAUCAAACUUAAUAGCAAAGACACACGUUGUACUUAUAUUUGGAUCUCAUUUAGAUUUCGUAUGCUUAGAUAACAAUUUGUGUAUGAAGUAUAUUAUUCAUUAUUAUAUAUACUUCGAAUCUCUCUAUAAAUUAAUUAUUAUUAAAUAAAUGUGAGA